AUGACAAUAAUCAAUCUCUCCGCCUCAGUAGUUGCGUCGCCACUCACAGUAUGCAAGAGGCUGGUGGUCGGCACGCCCUUCAACAAGCCUGCCGCUGAUGUGGUUGUUCACAGCAGUGAUGGUAUCGAUUUCUACAUCUGGAAGAGCAUCUUGGCCGAGUCCUCUUUGUUCUUCAAAGGCAUGUUCAUGCUAUCCCAGACCACCAAGCAUGUCAAAGACGAAUACAUUGAUGGCCACCCUGUAAUCUCAGUCUCGGAGACCAGUAAAAUGCUACGUUCUUUGCUUCUGUUCUGCUAUCCUGCGUGCAAUCCAACUCUUGGCAUAGACAAGGACAUUUGUGCUGUCUUGGAGGCUGCACGCAAGUACGACAUGGAGCAUGUGGCUGAGAGGGUGCGAGCGCUGUUCCUGGCAGAUGUGGAGGGCAAUCCAUUCCGCAUAUAUGCACUUGCCAAUGCUCGAGGUUGGAAGGAGGAAAUGAAGAUCACUGCCAAGGCCACCUUGUCGCGGCCACUCCUCCUCGAGCUGCCGGCCAUGUGUUCUCUUGGGAUGGAGGACCUCCCACUGGGCAACUUCUUCAAGCUCCAUGCGUACCAGCAGAUGUGCAUCGACGCCACUUACUGGCUUGUGCAGACCAAGCAGACCAACAUGCGCCUCUCCAUGGAUUGGCUCCCUGCUCGUGCACCUGAGACGGACUGGAUCUGGCUGAGGUGUCGACAUCGCAUUGCCUUGCCUGAGUUUACACCUAUUGGCAUUGCCCCGAGUGGCGCCGCGAAGACCCAUGUCAUGCUCAAUGGUGUCACGAAGGAAGCUUCAUUGUGGUGGGUCUGA
This is a messenger RNA of Phanerochaete carnosa HHB-10118-sp, 828 nucleotides long. RefSeq lists its product as uncharacterized. The coding region runs from base 1 to 828 and encodes 275 amino acids. Gene Ontology annotation, molecular function: protein binding. The record is from RefSeq and is a predicted model, not a curated record. The transcript has a single exon. NCBI's taxonomy places the organism in Eukaryota, Fungi, Basidiomycota, Agaricomycetes, Polyporales, Phanerochaetaceae.